GGUAAACGUUGUACAUUACACAAUAAUAAUAGGUAUGUGUAUUUUAAUAUUUAAACUAAUUGGGUCAGUAAAGACCUACCCCUAACCUCACCGUACACUUUAUUAUUAAACACAUGUUUGCCAUUUUUCAAAUAUUUUCUUCGUUUUAUUGAAAAUAACGCCUGUAUGAUCUGAUAUGUGAUGUGGAAACUGUAGUUCGGUAAAAGGAGGAUUCGAUCUUGCAUUCGUAUGUAACGUAAGCGUCAGCACUACUUGUCAUAUGUACUUACUACACUAAUUUCUACAUUAUUGUUCGGCCAUGAACAAAACUUCGAUUCGUGCACCCUUUCCCCGGGCCCAUAUACCUGUUCUGCAUACAGUGCCGGCGCAAUGGGGAGGGAAUUCGAGGGCCGUGCCCCCCCUAGCGGUCAUUGAUGCCCCUCCUACCACAGGCAAUGUCGUUGCCCCCAAAAAUAUCCCUUUUAGUUAUUCUGUUAAUAUUAAAUGUGCAAACUGUAUAUUCAUCGAAAUAAAAUGAAAUUAACGGGGAAAACGCAUGAUUUUGGUUGUUACAUACUGGUAACUGUUGCGGGAAAAUGGGCAUUGUCCCUUUAAGAAGCAUGGGGUUUGUAGUCCUGGCCGUACUGAUUGAUGGGAAAAGUAGUGCGGGUGCGGGGUAUUCACGUGUGUCACAGAAAAGCAGCAGACGGAGAACGGGAGAGUAUACAAGCUGCUUUAGAGGUUUUGUUGUUAUCUUUAUAAGUUCGUGAAACCACCCGGGAGUUCCAGCGAUUGUCAAAAGGUAUAGUGAUGAAUGGAGCUUUCGCUGACGAGAUCAAACAACGUGCUUCGUAAUAACUUUGUCGGCUCAUCAUUGUGAGAACAGAGCAAACUGAUACAGCUAACUUUAUCCGCGAUCGGAGAGGGGGAUUGACAAAAAGGUAACACGUGUCAGAGAUGGGUAAACUGCUUUUUUUUUCGUUUAGCCUCCACGACAGCCCUCCGCUGUGUGUGACUGAGUAAACUGUGUGCAUAGGGCUACCACAUAGCCUCGACUAAGUAAAAAUGAUAUGGAAAUUAAGAACAACAAGAAUAAACGAAAUUCGCAAAUAAUAAUGAAUAAAAAAACAUGUUUCGUUAUUUAUAGCAUUUCUGCUGUGUUGGACUAUAGGGAUGGGUACCGAAACUCGGUACUUUAUCGGUCCCGGCAGCCUGGUCUCAUAAUCAAAACGUACAAACUCAUACGUGAAGUGCAAUUGUACAAUUCGUUAAUAUUUGUACGCAUGCAAUGUUACUAUUGCGUACCAUUUGGACGCAAGGUAUGCGCUUAAAACGUACAUUAUUUUACGCUCCCGUAACUUGAAAUGCGUAUCAACAGUUACGCAUUCCACCCGUUGCAAUUUAAGCGCGAAUUUCAGGCAGUUAUCAAUUAAUUUACUUAUCUAUCCGUCGGUAUUUAAACUGACACUUUGUGGUGCCUUUAUUUAAAAGAAUUAACUUGACAGAUCUUUCACUGCCAUGUCAAAUUUAAAAGUAUUUUUGUGGGUUCCACACCGGACGCACAACGCCGCGUCGCCUCUUGAGCAUCAGAACUGUAAGAAGGAGAACCUCCGCCAGACGCCGAAAAUGGAAAACAAACUUCAGUAAAACUUCGUUGUGUGUACCAUUAUAUAACCGAUGUGUUCCAAUUUUGAAACAUGGCGUGAUGCGCGUCUGGUGUGCGAAACGUAUAAAUCUUGAAAUUUAAAAUCCGGGAUAUUUUCUCCCUUUACAGGAAGGAUAAAUGUGAUAUGCAAGUCGCCAUAAAAUUAUAAGAGAAACUUGAUAUGUAAAGUUAGACCUAUAAGUUUUUUAACCGAAUGUCCGCAGUUGCCCCCGGACAAUUUAUCGGCCGCACCCUGGGUGUUUAUUAGAUUGAUAUAGUGUGGUAAUUUAGAUUAUACGUUAUUUUCCCCAAUCUCUGGACCAUACUCCAACACAGUAGGUGGCGAUAAUGCACCUUUACGUUGGUGCCAUCCGCCAUAAAACCGAGGAGAAGAACUUAAAUUACACAUUUCUGUUAGUUUUCCUUCUCUGCCUCUAUACUCUGGUCAUUUACACUGUCUUUGCAUUAACGUUGGUUAUCAUAACUAUGACUUCUUGUGAUAAAGAUCAAUUAGAUGAACUGCUUAAAAAAGGCCAGGCAGUUACUGCAACGCUCAAUCGUAUUGACGAUAUAAAUCAAAUGGAUGGCCUGAUUUAAAAAAGGGCAAACUGAUGCUGCAAAGCUCAGCCAAGACUACUGCAGAACUGAGCUGGAUGAACUUCUGAAACAAGGUCAAACGAUUAUUCAAAACCUCAGCCAUGACGGUCCCAAAGUUCGACUGGACGAGGUCCUAAAUCAAAGCAGAGAGCUUACUAAACCAGAAUGACCAUAUGGUCCAUCCAGUUUCGGCAAAGAAAAAUUCAAGAAAGUCCACUUAUAAAGUAAGGUCAAGAAAGAGAGAUAAACCCAUAUUUGUGAAUAAAUCCAGACAAAUCCCCAAGCCAUCUAUAUCCACCCAUCAUGCUCGACUUUUACCAAUGGCGCUACCAGUUUCCAUCUGCCAGUGUGGAGAGAAAAAGUACAGUGUUGGAAAAGGAAGGUCCAUUACUGUUAUCAACAUGAAAGAUCGCUAUGAUCUUUCAAUACCCCGGCUUUACUGUGAAAGAUGCCAAGAAAAUUGGGUACCGGGUUUGAGAGAAGUUCAGGAUACUGGCUACUGGCCUGGCACAAUUAAUUUCAGCACACUUUAUGAUUUUGAAGUAUUCCUGUCCUUUGAGGAUUUGAAAAUGGCUGCCCCUGGAUUGUCUCGUUUAGCAUUCAUUAGAAUGCUUGACAUGAAGACGGCACACUAUGGCAGGAGUGGAAAUCUGUGUGGGGAUGCUUUUUACAAGAGCUUUCUUGAGUGGUCUAUCUGUCGAUAUGAAGUUGACAAGAUCUGUGGCGCACAACAUUUCAAGUGUACUGCUUGCACCCCUCUCAUGCUACCAGUUGCAGUCGAUGGCAACCGCAAACUUCACCGCUUCAAAAAGGCUGGAAAUUCAAAGGAAUCUGGCUACUUUGAUGGAGUGUUCCUCUGCAAGGAUGAAGAUGUUUCCUCGUUUGUUGAUGAUAUCCGCAAAAAAGUACCACAUGCACCUGGGAAAGGUGUCUGUGGAUCUGCAGAGUUUGCAGCUGCUAAAGAGUCUUCAAGAAAGAGCAGCAGUAGAUUAGAUGAGGAGGGAAUUGAGGUGGCUGUCUGCAGGCAUGGUGUUCUUUUGAGAGCACUGAAUAUGUUCAGAGGAGAGAUAUAUGCAUAUCCAUUGUAUCUGCAUAAGGAGCUUUGCACUGAAAAUGUCACAUUUUUCUGUGCUGACAUAAUGUGUAAAUACUGGCCCUACUUGAUCAAAGUGUGCAGGGUCUGCCCGGAACUAAGGAACCUUCUCCAUCAAAAGCCAUUCCUCUCAGUCAUGCAUGCUAAAGUACAUGGAAUAAAAUGUGAGAUCAAAUGGAGUGGUAGCUAUCAAACUGGUGCUGCCUAUACCAUGGGAGAGGAAGUGGAGCAGGCAAAUAGCUUUUUGUCAAGGAUUGCUAUAAGCACAAAGUUCAUGUCUAAAGCCGGUCGUACAGACAUGCUCACACUGCAGUGCAUUGGGUGGAACAAAAUCAAAGUCCAAAACAUGUGCAAAACUCUUUGCACAAGACAUAGGAAGACUCAGCAGAAUCUCAAAAAGGAGAAAGAAAGCCUUGAGGACAUGAAAAGUGAACUGGCCGUGGAUAAUGAAGUCAUCAAGCAGUGGGUCACAGAAGUGCAGGAGUGGGCCCACACUGCAACAUCUGGGGACAACGAUGUUCCUGUCGAACCAUUAAUGAACACGAUUGAGGAGAUGGCUGUCAGCAUCAAACAACGACGUCAUCAUCUUUACAGACACACCGCCACAAACAAAGGGAGAAACAAGAUAAGAAGAAAAAUCAAUUUGGAGAAAAAAAAGCUGGCUACUGCAAUUGAACAGCAUAAUGCUCUUGUUGACCCUUUGUUGAAGAUUGUGUCCAUUGAAGAUGUUCUCGAAACGGAUUAUGUUUUUCCAUGGCAGGUGUCAAGGCAAGACUCUGUCAAUCUCUUAACAAAGAAGAAGGUUUUUGACAAGGUCAUGCUAAUUCAGCGACUGGAGGAGGAACAGGUCAUUCUUGUCCAAGAGGCAAAACAACACUGGCUUUCUAUGCAAAGUCGGCAGGACAAGAUGACCAGUUUGCUUGACACAAUCAACGCUGGUGGAAACCCUUGGAAUCUUUCAGAAGAGGGGAUUCAAGGGCUUCACUGUAUGUUGCAGAGACGACUAGACCAGCUUACAGCUCACCGGGACACUCUAAAAAAGAGCUAUCAAAUGAUAGACAACAUGACAACUUGCAGUACUGUGGAAGAUGAAUACGUAAGCUGUCUGGAAGACCAUCUUUCCAGCAGUACUGAUCAGAGCUCUGAUGAAGAUGAUACAUCUGUUUAUUAGCAAUGUGUGUUAACAUUGUGUGUGUGGGUGUGAGCAUGUGCGUUCAUCUAUGUUUGUUAGUUUGAGGCAUGAGAAAAAAUAAAUAUUAAAUAGAUAUUUAACAAUUCUA
Triplophysa dalaica is the source of this 4594-nucleotide messenger RNA. RefSeq lists its product as uncharacterized. Bases 2395 to 4485 code for a protein of 696 amino acids. The record is from RefSeq and is a predicted model, not a curated record. The transcript has 14 exons. NCBI's taxonomy places the organism in Eukaryota, Metazoa, Chordata, Actinopteri, Cypriniformes, Nemacheilidae.